AUGUCCAGCUCCUUCCAGCAGUGCCUGUCCUACACCACACUGAGUGACCUGGCUCUGGGACUCAUAGAUGGAACAGUGUAUAAUAUAGUACAGGGACUCCUGGAUAUCCAGCACCUGACUGGGAGGAAUCUGUAUAACCAGAGACAAAAGCUGCACCGUGAGCAUCUAGGUCUCUCUCUCUCUCUCUCUUUAGGUUUCACAUGUUCUCUGUCUGAUCAAAAAACAUUUGAGUGUAUGUUAGUGUGGCAUUAUACAAGGGAUCUGAGGUCUUUCACCAUUACAAUGUCUCAAUAUUAUCUUCCUCAUGCCCAGUACUCAAGCAGGAUUUGGUUCGUAAGCAUAAAGAAGCCCUACAGGUUUGCAAGUCACACAACCUUGCAGUUAGGAAAACAAAUAAACAAGGAGAAACAGAAGUAUGA
Messenger RNA from Coregonus sp. 'balchen', 419 nucleotides. NCBI's taxonomy places the organism in Eukaryota, Metazoa, Chordata, Actinopteri, Salmoniformes, Salmonidae. The record is from the annotation of a GenBank genome assembly.